Messenger RNA from Heterocephalus glaber (naked mole-rat), 2109 nucleotides. The record is from RefSeq and is a predicted model, not a curated record. Lineage: Eukaryota; Metazoa; Chordata; Mammalia; Rodentia; Bathyergidae.
CUUUGUGUUGUAGCCUGCCAGACUCCAGGAAGCCCAAAUCUAGGGGCUUGGUCACCGCAUUCCAGAUGUCCAGGACAGCCUUCAUUAGAAAGCAGCUGCACCUCCUGCAGGUGGACUCGGUCCAGCGCUGGAUGGAGGACCUCAAGCUCAUGACCGAGUGUGAGUGCAUGUGUGUCCUGCAGGCGAAGCCCAUCAGCCUGGAGGAGGACACGCAAGGAGAUCUCAUCUUGGCGGGUGGACCGGGCCCUGGAGAACCUCUGCAGCUGCUGCUCAAGCGGGGCUGGGUCAUCAGCACUGAGCUGCGCAGGAUCGGGCAGAAGCUGGCCCAGGAGCGCUGGGCCCGAGUGCACAGCAUGAGCGUACGACUAACAUGCCAUGCCCGCUCCAUGGUCAGCGAGUACAACGCGGCCAGCAGGAGCCCCUCGCAGGAAAUGGGCCAGGUGGAGAAGCUGCUAAUGGAAAAAUGUUCAGAGCUCUCUGCAGUCACAGAGAGGUGCCUCCAGGUGGAGAAGGAGCAUGUCCUGAAGUCGAUGAAGGCCUGCGUGAGUGAGACCCUGAGCACGCUGGGCCAGCACUUCGGCCAGCUGUUGGAGCUGGCUCUGACACGGGAGGUGCAGGCACUGGUGAGAAAAAUUGAUGCCUCGGACAACAUCUAUACCAUGGAGUCCACCACAGGGAACUUGUUCAGCCUGACCCAGGAGGGUGCGCCUUUGUGCCGCAUCAUAGCCCAGGAGGGUGGGGUCGUGGCCCUCUUCAAGGUCUGCCGGCAGGACAGUUUCCGGUGCUUGUACCCCCAGGCACUCCGAACACUGGCCUCCAUCUGCUGUGUGGAAGAGGGUGUCCACCAACUGGAGAAGGUGGAUGGUGUUCUGUGCUUGGCCGACAUCCUGACUGACGACAGCAAUUCAGAAGCCACUCGAGCUGAGGCUGCAGCUGUGGUGGCCCAGGUCACCUCUCCACAUCUGUCCUUCACCCAGCAUCUCAGUAGCUUCCUGGAGAGCAUGGAGGAGAUUGUGACAGCCCUCGUCAAGCUUUGCCAAGAGGCCUCAUCUGGAGAAGUCUUCCUCCUGGCCUCUGCAGCCCUUGCCAACAUCACCUUUUUUGACACAAUGGCCUGUGAAAUGCUUCUGCAGCUGAACGCCAUCCACGUCCUCUUAGAAGCCUGCAGCGACAAGCAGAGAGUGGAUACGCCUUAUACCCGGGACCAGAUUGUGACCAUCUUGGCGAACAUGUCUGUCCUGGAGCAGUGUGCCUCUGACAUCAUUCAGGAGAAUGGGGUCCAGCUCAUCAUGGGCAUGCUGUCUGAGAAGCCAAGGUCAGGGACCCCCGCCGAAGUGGCAGCCUGUGAGAGGGUCCAACAGAAAGCUGCAGUGACGCUGGCCCGUCUCAGCCGAGACCCAGAGGUGGCACGGGAAGCCGUACGGCUUAGCUGUGUGUCCCGUCUCAUCGAGCUCUGCAGAUCUCCUUCGGAAAGGAACAGCAGUGAUGCUGUGCUCGUGGCCUGCCUGGCUGCUCUGCGUCGAUUGGCUGGGGUCUGCCCUGAAGGCCUCCAGGACUCGGACUUCCAGCAGCUGGUCCAGCCCAGGCUUGUGGACUCCUUCUUACUCUGCAGCAACAUGGAGGAGAGUUUUGUGUAGCAUGCAUAGGAGGAAAUGUAUUUGCCCUGUUCUCAUUCCCUCUGAGUACACACCUGCAAAGCACCUGAGUAUACACCACCUCUCCUCAUCCUUAUUUAUACCUAAUUUAUUUUUUACAUGAAAUGGGCAGUGGAGUCUUCUACCAACAUCAUCAAACAGUAGGUGGUCCUUGGGAAUCUUUUUUGUUUCUAUUUUUUGAUUUCUGUGGCUUUUCAGUUGCAGAUGCUGAAAUGCAUAAUGGCUAAUAUGACAGAUUGUCAUGGAUAAUUUCACUUCAUCUUGCUUUCUCUACUCUCACUAUAUAAUCUUGCCUAAUUUUUUUAAAUGUUGGAACCAGAGUAUCUUAGCUGCCCAGCAGUUAUUUUUAAAAGUUAGAAUCACUCUUCCCAAAAAUUUUUAAAUGAAUUUCACAGCUGGACAGCAUAUACUGGAAAGAAAGGUUUUUCUUUAAUAAAUGGAAUAAUGCAAAAUG